Paramecium sonneborni is the source of this 1546-nucleotide messenger RNA. The record is from the annotation of a GenBank genome assembly. NCBI's taxonomy places the organism in Eukaryota, Ciliophora, Oligohymenophorea, Peniculida, Parameciidae.
AUGAAUUUAAAUAACAAGCAUGAGAGAUUUAGUUCAGAUGAUUCUGUUGAUAUGAGUGAUUAUAAAAUUGAAUCUUCAAAGAAAUAAUCGACAAUAAAGUAUUCUAAUUCAAAAUCAUCAUCAUCAGAUGAAAGUUUGACAGAUAUGAUAAAAAAGAAGAGACAAUAGAUUAAUAAGAAAGUUUAUGGAAAAGAAGAGUAAUAAUAACUAGAAUUAGAUGAUGCAACUUUUGAUUUAUCUGAUACUUGUAAUAAGUAAUACUUAUAUUAUUAGAUAACGAUUCUAAUAAGUUCAAAAAUGGAAAUGAAUCAACAUUAGAAUCAAGGAUAAAGAAAUUAGAACAAGAAUUGAAUACUAGUGUUAAAUCUACUCUAUAAAGAAACUAUUAGCAUAAUCAAUCUGCGUCUAUGACAUCAGUUGAUUCAUUCUCAAUUGAUUUUAAGCAGUUUCAAUAAUAAUCAGAUCUCAAAGUCAAUUAUUAUAAUAAUCGACUUGAAUCACUUAGAUCUAAAAAUUAGGAACCUGCAAUAGAAUGGAAAAGUAUAAAUUAUUAUAUUUAUACAAGAAACUCGAAAAAUAGAAGAAUUUGAUUUUGAAAUUUCAAAUCUCUAAUAAGAACUUGAAUAGUUAAAAGAUAGUCUAAAUAAAGAAGAAAAAGAAUAAAAUAAAUAAAAAAUUAAAUUAAAACAUUAGUUAAAAUAAUAUACUUAAUCAAAUUCUGAUGAAGAUGAAUAAGAAUAUAAAGAAAGAGUUUAUGAUUUACCAAUGCAAUAAAAUUAAUAAAAAACUAAAAAAGUAGCAUAAAGUUCAAAAAAAUCAUCUCAUCAUUCUGCUGCUAGUGAAUAAAAUCAAAAUCAAAUAUAGAAUACAAAUUUUAAGAAAAAAUCAAGAACUGAUAUUGAGGUUAUUGAUGAAAUGUCUGAAUAAAAUUCAAAGGAUUAACAUAAGGGUAAUGAAAUUUUAAUAAUCAAUUUUAGAAGUUAAUUUUGAUGAUUCAGAUAAAUUAAGUGAAAAUGAAAAUUAAGAGAUUCCUAAACAAAAUCAUAAAAAAUAAGCUUCAAAAAAAUAAUCUUCUCUUCAAAAUUUACCUAUUUCAACAAUUGAAUUUAAGGAAAAAGAUGGAAAUGAUGUGAGUAUCGAUGUUGUUCCUUAGAAACAUCAAACUAAUAAUUAAAUGCCUUAAAUUUUGACCGAAAAUCAAUUUCCAAAUACUUUAAUACUUCCAUCAAAAACUUCUUUAUAAUGUGAUGUUUCAAGAUUAUAUAAACUUAAUAAGGAAGUAGAAGUUUUGUAAUUAUUAGAUUAAUAUAAAAUAGAUAAUAAAUAGAGAAGAUAAGAGAUAAGUUAAAAAAAUCAAUAAAUAAAAAAAUGAAUAGUGAAAAAGUAGUAGAGUAAAUUAAUUUAUUAUUUUAGACGUUAUGAUCCAUCAUUCACAAUGUCAUCUAAAACAAAAAUAAUGAAUAAGUCUGGAAAAUUGCAUUGUCCUAAUUGUACUUAUCUACUUAAUAAAGGGAUGAGUACAGCAUAUUGUCAUUGCAAUAAAUGA